Molecule: messenger RNA, 1248 nt
Organism: Phanerochaete carnosa HHB-10118-sp
Lineage: Eukaryota; Fungi; Basidiomycota; Agaricomycetes; Polyporales; Phanerochaetaceae
Exons: 10
Coding region: 1-1248 (415 amino acids)
Biological process (GO): regulation of intracellular pH
Cellular component (GO): vacuole; membrane
Source: RefSeq, a predicted model, not a curated record
AUGUCCAAGACCUUCCCAUAUAAUAAUCAAACAAGCCCUGAAGCGGUCGAACUUCACGCGUUAUCGCCUCCGGCAAGCAGUGCAAGACUGCGCGGCAACUACCCGAGCGUAGAAGAUACUUUGGAAAGCAACACCAUCUUCGAGAUGAAUGCCCCCCCGCUUCGCGAAAUAGCUUCAGACGGAUCCAUCCCGGCAUCAGCCCGAAGAUUGCUCUUUAAGCUUGGAUGCUCGUUCUUUAUAUUCGGUCUUAUCAACAACGUCCUCUAUAUCGUAAUUCUGUCUGCUGCACUGGACCUUGUUCCUCCUUCCACUCCCAAGGGAAUCAUCGCAUUUUGCAACAUAUUUCCCGCUCUCAUCGCCAAAGUUGGCUGGCCCUAUGUCCUCAAAGGACGGAUACGUUAUGCCAAACGACUUAUAGGAUGCUGCGCCAUCAGUGUCUGUGGUAUGAUGGUUGUCGCGCUCUUCGACAGCCUCAUGAUGAGACUUCUGGGCAUUUGUUUUGCGUCUUUCUCCUCGGGGCUCGGAGAACUGACGUUUUUGCAACUAUCAACGAGGUAUCUCCCACCAAGUGUGGCAGGCCAUAGCUUAGGGUACUUCUCAGCCGGUACCGGUGCUGCCGGACUUGUCGGCGCAUCGCUCUGGUGGUUUGUCAGAGGUUUUGGGGUGCGAACAGGAGUCGGAAUCUCUUCAAUUCUCCCACUUGUUAUCCCACUGGCUUACUAUCUGCUGCUGCCUCGGCCAGAAGUAUUUGCCGAGCUGCCCGUGCCCCCUUUGGACGAAGAGGAGGAUACUGCACUUGCGGCGGAGUACACUCCCCUUCCAACAGAUGAUGAAGAUACGCCUAUCAUUACCAAGUCUGCAGUGGCCUUAUCUAUUCGUGACAAAUGGGCGCUCGUCAAGCCGCUAUUAAUGAAGUUCAUGUUUCCUUUGUCUAACGACACAGCCCAGUCUGUGUAUACCUCGCGAGUCUAUCAAUGGCGGACAGUGAUCAAUAACACUGAUGCUUGGAUGCGAGCAGGGUGUGGCGCCUACCCUAGUAUACCCAGUACCAUCCCCGGACCGCUACUGGCUUCUGAGCAAGAUCAUUCACUCUAUUCGCGACUAUUAUCCUCUGUGGCAGCUCGUAUAUCAAACGACGGUCUUCCUCUCACGGUCGUCCAUCUCGCUUGGUUUGCCACCAUUGCCUCCUCGUCUGCUCAGCCUGCCUGCAUUCGUUCAGGCAGCAAUACUCACGAUAUUGGUUAUUGA